Peniophora sp. CBMAI 1063 is the source of this 1323-nucleotide messenger RNA. The record is from the annotation of a GenBank genome assembly. NCBI's taxonomy places the organism in Eukaryota, Fungi, Basidiomycota, Agaricomycetes, Russulales, Peniophoraceae.
AUGGCCCACGCAAAGGACAGCAAGUUGGAGGAUCCCGAACACCCGUCGUGGUCGUCGUACAUGCGAACGCUGUACGCGUCAGGUGAACGGCCGAGUAUAUCGACCUACGACGCGGCCAAGCUGGCUGAGAAAGCACGCGAGGUUACGAAGGAUAACCAUGCUGCGUUCAUGUAUACCUUCGGUUCUGCUGGACUCGGCUCGACAGAGGCCGCAAAUCGCAGAGCGCUCGAUAGCUGGCGCAUCAUACCGCGUAUGUUGCGCGAUGCCUCAGAACGAAACCUGGAUACUGAAAUCUUUGGUAUCAGAUAUCGAAGCCCCAUCUUCGUCGCACCCGUUGGCGUACAGGGUAUAUUGCAUGCGGACGGCGAACUAGCCGCGGCUCGCGCAGCAAAGGAAGUUGGUGUUCCGUACAUCAUGAGCACCGCCAGCACUCGCACGAUCGAGCAAGUCGCCGAAGUCAACGGCGGCGGAAAUCGCUGGUAUCAGCUAUACUGGCCCUCCUCCAAUGAUAUCACUCUAUCCUUACUGGUGCGCGCAAAGAAAGCUGGGUUCACAACGCUCGUCAUUACUCUGGACACUAUGCUGCUUGGAUGGCGACCGCACGACUUGGACACGGCUUACUUACCCUUCCUCGCGGGCGUAGGCAUCGCCGUAGGUGUAUCCGACCCGGUUUUUAUGACUUCUCUAGGACUGAAAGCGGACCCCAACCCUCCAAUCACGUUCCCCUUCGAUCAAGACAAGCAUCGCAAGCUCCUCCAGCAAGGCGACGAGGCCGCGUUGCACGCCACAUACCUCGGCUCGGAAUGGUUGAAGCAAACGAACUCGGGACUGUUCAGGAGCUGGGACGACGUCAAGUUCGUGCGCGAUAAUUGGGAUGGCCCGCUCGUCUUGAAGGGCAUACAGUCAGUCGCAGACGCACACGCGGCCAUGAACGUCGGCGCGGACGGCAUCGUCGUAUCGAACCACGGCGGGCGCCAGGUCGACGGUGCCAUCCCGUCGCUCUUUGCGUUGGAGCAGAUCACUGCCGAUGCACGAGUGCUGCGGGCGCAGAAGACCGGAAAGUUCACUGUCCUAUUUGACUCUGGCAUUCGCACCGGCACGGAUAUCAUCAAGGCUCUUGCCAUGGGCGCCCAGGGCGUGCUCGUGGCUCGACCUUUCAUGUACGGCCUCGCAAUAUCUGGUCAACAGGGCGUCGAAGAGGUUCUGCGUGGACUACUGGCCGAUACGGAGAUCACGCUCGGAUUGUGCGGAUACAAAAACAUUGAGGAGAUACAGGGCAAAAGGGAGGAGAUCAUGACACGCUGGGAACAAGCUAAACUAUAA